Lepus europaeus (European hare) is the source of this 1434-nucleotide messenger RNA. It is a transcript of the gene CDO1, whose product is annotated as cysteine dioxygenase type 1. The record is from RefSeq and is a predicted model, not a curated record. Gene Ontology annotation, molecular function: ferrous iron binding; cysteine dioxygenase activity. Lineage: Eukaryota; Metazoa; Chordata; Mammalia; Lagomorpha; Leporidae. Bases 148 to 750 code for a protein of 200 amino acids. Gene Ontology annotation, biological process: L-cysteine catabolic process. The transcript has 5 exons.
GCGGAGUCGGUGCGGGUUGGCGAGCGCCGCGCUGCCUGCGGUGGGCCAGGGAGUAGUUGGUGCGUGCGCGCUGCGCCUCUGUGUGCCGGUGCGCGCCUGGGCCCCCAGCCCGCAGCCGCAGCGAGACGCGCGCCUGGGCCCCCCGCGAUGGAGCCGACCGAGGUGCUGAAGCCACGGAGCCUGGCGGACCUGAUCCGCAUCCUGCACCAGCUCUUCGCCGGCGACGAGGUCCAUGUGGAGGAGGUGCAGGCCGUCCUGGAGGCCUACGAGAGCGACCCCGCCGAGUGGGCGCUCUACGCCAAGUUCGACCAGUACAGAUAUACCCGAAAUCUUGUGGAUCAAGGAAAUGGGAAAUUUAACCUGAUGAUUCUGUGCUGGGGUGAAGGACACGGCAGCAGCAUCCAUGACCACACCGACUCCCACUGCUUUCUCAAGAUGCUGCAGGGAAAUCUCAAGGAGACGCUGUUUGCCUGGCCUGACAAAAAGUCUAACGAGAUGACCAAGAAGUCGGAAAGAACCUUGAGGGAGAACCAGUGUGCCUACAUCAACGAUUCCAUCGGCCUGCACCGCGUGGAGAAUGUUAGCCACACGGAGCCAGCUGUGAGCCUGCACUUGUACAGCCCGCCGUUCGACUCGUGCCAUGCCUUUGAUCAGAGGACAGGACAUAAGAACAAGGUCACCAUGACGUUCCACAGCAAAUUUGGAAUCAAGACUCCAUUUGUGACUGCAGGUUCGCUGGAGAACAACUAAGGAGCAGCACGCCCACUGCGGGGGUACGAGGUCCCCUGGACGCGGUCUGCGGGCAAGCCUCCCUCCGCCGCUGUUGGGGACACACUCAAGGAAGCCAACGCGUCUGUCUCCUGGAAGGCAGGUGCUAAUUCUACAGCAUUACGUCAGCAAGCAGCGUCUGAGCUACCGGAAAUCUCACAGAAGACAAAUAAGUCUUGUGAUUCAAAGGCCAAAUCAAAUGCUCUCCCAUUUCUAUCUCUGAACCCAUUGAAAGCAAGCGGAGUUCCCGUUAGGGGUUUUCUUAAAUAGCUUUUGGAAACACUUUGGUCUCUGCACUGUAAGUAGCAAUAAGUAAAAAAAAAAAAAAAAAAAAAAAAAAAAAAAAAAAAAAAAAAAACCAGACAUGAGAUGCCUGCUCUGUUAUUUGGGGGCUCAGUGUAGAUGGACUUUGUAUGUUCUUAAGAGUUGAAGAGAAAUUUCUGCAUCUGGGGAUUUUAUCUUUUCAACCUCAUUUUGCAAAUUCCUUUUCUAUGGGUGACAGGCACAUGGCCAUUUGUUACUGAAAUGAAGGGCAAAGGAUUAAACCCAAACCCGUAAUGAAGCCAAAACAGGAACUUGUGUCUCUUAUGUCCAUGGUCAUAGUCAAAGAUUUUGUACUGCUUCCAAAGGAGCCAAACGAUUUUAAUAAAACUGGAUUUGAGCACA